UUACAUAUAUGAUUAAUAGUAAAAAUAUAUAUACCCAUAAUAAUAUAAACAAAUAUAUAUAAAUGAAAUUUAAACCCCGCUCAACCGAGCGGGUCAAAAUCUAGUACUUAUUUUAAAGAAGAAAAAGAAUGGCAUUUUCGUUAAUAUUCCCACUCAGAAGCCCGUUGUAAUAAUUUUCCCAUGUUAUAAGAAGCUAGACAGCAAUGCUUUAAUUAGUUGUCUUCAGCUAAGUACAGAAUCAAGUUUCAGACAGAGAGAGAAGAAAACACAAUAUACAACUAAAGAACUCUACCAAGCCUCUGAGCCAGAAGAUUUUUAGUCAAAGAAGAAUACGAUGAACUCUCGGGCGAUCUACGCCGUCAUCACCAUCCUCGCGAUCGUAAUCUCAACCGCACACGCAAGCCUCGGCGACUUCGGAGGCUCGCUUGACUUCGUACGGUCAGGAUCUUCUUCACUCUUCUCCGGAUGCAAAGGAUCCAUCGCUGAGUGUAUAGCUGAGGAAGAGGAGAUGGAGUUCGACUCAGAGAUCAGCAGGCGCAUGUUAGCGCAGAAGAAGUACGUUAGCUACGGUGCGAUGAGGAAGAACAGUGUGCCUUGCUCACGACGUGGAGCUUCGUAUUACAACUGCCAGCGUGGCGCUCAGGCGAAUCCUUACCGCCGUGGAUGCAGCACCAUCACGAGGUGCAGGCGUUGAAAUAUAUGAAAUUAAUUGAAUGUUAUGUUUUGCUCUUUUGUGAUUCGAUUUAUUUGUUCUUUUAAUUUAUUUUCCGGGAUAUAUAUAUAUAAUAUGAGUUUGAUUAUACACAAUGGAAUCUAUAUAGAACUCAAAGAAUCAAACACUCAAAACCACUUUCGUAUUGCUUAGAAAAGUAACUCAAAAACUAAGCUCAAUAAUUCACACACUCCGUGAUUAUCAAACUGCAAACGUCUCAGAUAUAUAUAGCUAACAAAGGUUCCUAACCCUAUUAGGAUAAACACCAAAUAAGUAUUCCUAAAACACCGAAGAUAAAUAUGAAACACCAACAAUAGGAUAACUCCAAAUAUUAAGAUAACUUCCAACUCAAGUUAUCAUCAAGCUUAGACUAACAUUCUCCCCCUUAAGCUUGAUCUCACCUUCAGCCACCACCUUCACUCCAAUCAGUCUCCUCAUUUCUGCAAACCGAACUCUAC
Messenger RNA from Eruca vesicaria subsp. sativa (arugula), 1170 nucleotides. The record is from the annotation of a GenBank genome assembly. NCBI's taxonomy places the organism in Eukaryota, Viridiplantae, Streptophyta, Magnoliopsida, Brassicales, Brassicaceae.